Molecule: messenger RNA, 4132 nt
Organism: Schizophyllum commune H4-8
Lineage: Eukaryota; Fungi; Basidiomycota; Agaricomycetes; Agaricales; Schizophyllaceae
Product: phospholipase D
Exons: 19
Coding region: 25-3969 (1314 amino acids)
Biological process (GO): phosphatidic acid biosynthetic process; intracellular signal transduction; cell motility
Molecular function (GO): D-type glycerophospholipase activity; phosphatidylinositol binding
Source: RefSeq, a predicted model, not a curated record
ACGGUCAACAUCACGGACGAGCUCAUGACCGGCGGCCUGUCGGCCCUCAUGCUGGCACUGUGGUUCGAACGUAAUGACAAGGGACAACGUCGCAUACCCAUUCUAUUCCACCGGCUUCGCAUUCGAGUCAGCGACAGCAUACAUCCCCUCCAUGGCCACAAAAGCGUGUUCCGGAUCGAGUGCGAGUACGCAAACGGCGCCGCGCGAUGGGUCGUCUAUCGUCAACUCCGCGACUUCAUUUCUCUCCACGGUAGCUACCAGCUCUCGCACAUCUACAAUCGGGACAUCCAGAACUUGCCCGAGUUCCCUCGCACCAGCCUGCCCUACUUCAAGUUCCUGCGCAAGGAGGGGAAUGACAUCUCGCAGGCGGACUUUGCUCGGCUGCAGCGGGAAGCGCUCGAGAGUUAUCUCGUCGAACUCAUCCGUGCGGUGAUGUUCCAUCCCGAGACGAACCGGUUGGCCGGCUUCCUGGAAAUUAGCGCGCUGUCGAUCGCACUUGCGCAAUCUGGUGGUGCGCAGUACAAGGCAGGUUAUCUGCAGAUCGAAUCUUCGAGCUCGAGGGGAGGGUUCGGCCGCAAGGGUGCUAGUCUGCGCGAGAAAAGACAGACGCGCUGGUGCGCUGUGCGCGAGAGCUACCUCGUCGCGCUGGAAGAGCCUGGAGAGCUCAAAGUAUGGGAUGUCUUCCUGCUUGACAGCGACUUCGUCAUCGAGCGACCUAAGCGUUACUACCGCCAAGGCUUCAACCUCCUCCACCCCGAGACCGCAAACGAGGGCAACCACCCGAAGGCAUCCUCCCUGCUCGACCCGUCGACGAACACGAAUCCGCUGACGGCGGGGCCAGACGAUGAGCACGAGGGGUUCACGGAGGAUAACAAGAUCAAGUGGGACGCGCAGAAUGAGAGGAAGAAGAAGAAAGAGGGCGAGGUGUCGAAGCAUACGUUCUAUGUGACGAAUUCGCAGAUGAGGUUGAAGUUGUCGGCGAGAAAUGAGCGCCAAAUGCUGCAGUGGAUCACGGCAUUGGAGAAGGUCGCGGCGACGUCGCAUUACACGGGUGGCAAUCGCUUCGACAGCUUCGCGCCAAUCCGACUAAACGUGGCCGCGCAGUGGCUCGUGGAUGGUCGCGACUACUUCUGGAACCUCUCGCGGGCUAUCCUCAUGGCAAGGGAGACGAUCUACAUUCACGAUUGGUGGAUCUCCCCGGAACUCCAGAUGCGAAGACCCCACAAGGAUAGGUACCGUCUGGACCAUCUCCUGCAAAGGAAGGCGCGGGAGGGCGUCAAGAUCUACGUGAUAGUCUACCAAGAAGUGUCCAACCGAACGACGCCGACGGACAGCAACUACGCGAAGCAGCGCCUUACCUCUCUUCACCCCAACAUCUUAGUGCAGCGCUCGCCGUCGCAUUUCCAGACCGGUACCUUCUACUGGGCUCAUCACGAGAAGCUCUGCGUCAUCGACCGCGCCAUCGCCUUCAUGGGCGGGCUUGACCUCUGCUUCGGUCGCUGGGACACGCCCCAGCACGUCAUCAUCGACGACCCCAGCAUGGACCCCGACGGCUCGACGAUCUGGCCCGGCAAGGACUACAGCAAUCCGCGCGUGCUCGACUUCCACACGCUCAACAAGCCCGAGGAAGACAUGUACGACCGCACGAAGACCCCGCGGAUGCCGUGGCACGACGUGGCGAUGCAGAUUGUGGGCCAGCCGGCGAGGGAUCUGGCGAGGCACUUUGUGCAGAGGUGGAACUUUUUGCUGAGGAUUAAGAACCAUUCUCGGGUCAUGCCGUUCCUUUUGCCGCCGCCGGAGUUCAAGCCUGGGGAGCUGACGGAGAUGGGGUUGACGGGAACUUGCGAGAUGCAGAUCUGUCGGUCUGCGGGGCCUUGGUCUAUGGGCACCCCUAACAAGGUCGAGCAUUCCAUCCAGAAUGCGUACCUGAAAGCCAUCCAGCUGUCUGAGCACUUCGUCUACAUCGAGAACCAGUUCUUCAUCACUUCGACCACUGUCGGCGAUGUGAAGAUCGAGAACCGUAUUGGCGACGCUCUCGUUCACCGCAUCAUCCGCGCGCACCGCGAGGGCACGCCAUGGAAGUGUUGUAUCAUGAUACCGCUCAUCCCUGGCUUUACCUUCCCUGUGGACCACAGCGAUGGCAGUGCCAUCCGCAUCAUUCUUGAGUGCCAGAACCGCACCAUCGCCCGAGGCCCGAACUCCAUCUUCGCUCGGUUGAGGAAGGAGGGCAUUGACCCCGACGACUACAUCACCGUCUUCUCCCUCCGCAACUGGGGCAAGCUCAAGGGCGGCGUCUUGACCACCGAGCAAGUCUACAUCCACGGCAAGGUCUGCAUCGUCGAUGAUCGUCUGGCUAUCAUCGGAAGCGCCAACAUCAACGAGCGCUCUCAACGUGGUGAUCGGGACUCUGAGAUCGCUGCUGUCAUUCGCGACACGGACCUCAUGGAUGGCACCAUGGCCGGCAAGCCCUUCAAGGUCGGCCGCUUCGCGCACACGCUGCGCGUCCGCCUCAUGCGCGAGCACGUUGGCGUCGACGUCGAUACGAUGGAGGAGGACGACCUGAUGACGCACGAGCCUGUGCAGAAGAGCUACGAGCAGGAUGCGUGGGACCCGGAGGACGAGCAGGACUUCGGUGCGGACAAGGUGACGAAGCCAACACAGCGGACACCGGGGACGAAUCUGGCACACACGACGAUGGAUGGGGUGCAGCAUCUGUACAACGGCACCGCGGAAGCAACCGCGCACACCGCGCGUAAGGCGGCGCGCAAGAUGGGCAUGACCAAGGCGGUGAACGCGGACGAUGCGGCGAUGACGGAGGAGCGGACGACCUACACCCGCGACGGGGAGAAGGUGCCCGGCUUCACGAGUUCAGUGGUGCCAACGCAGGAGGAGAAGGUGGUGAUGGGGCGUUUGUCGGAGGCGAAUGCGGAUCUGGAGGGUGAAAAGGGGAGUGAGGAAGAUGGGAAGUUGCGCGCGAACCACGACGGGGAGGGCAGUGGGCAAGCAACGCCGAUGCAGGACGGUGGUCAGACGACGCCCAUGCAGAAUGGAGGCACUACACCGAGGGGCGAUUCACCCAAAGCGAAUGGGCAGGCGAAGGGCGACGCGACCAAGGCCAACGGUGGCGAGACGCCCAAGGUCAAUGGCAACACUGCCAACAACGCUGAUCUCAGGGCGGAGGAUGAUACGCUGUUUGGCGCGCCUGCAGAUGCAUCGCGUGCGGACGACGGGCCGCCGGCUACUCGUCCGGGCGUCAAUGACGCGGACGCGGACGAGAAGGCUGCUCCCGCUGCGCGCGACACGAUCCGGCGGCACAUGGCGGCGAAGAAUAUGGGCUCGAAGACGUGGACGCUGCCAACGCCACGGCCGAAGGUCGAUCCCGAGGGCUUCGAGGACCCAGUGUGCGACGAGUUCUGGAAGGGCGUCUGGUUGGCGAGUGCGGCGCAUAACACCGAAAUUUUCCGCAAAGUCUUCCACGCGAUCCCUGACGACAUGGUGACAACCUGGAAGCAAUACAAGGACUUUGUCGUGCACCACGAGCGCAUGAACAAGCCCGUGCGCGACAGCGAGUCGCCCGAUCCCAACCCUGUCGGGCGCGCGCCGUCCGAAACCGCCGACGAGGGCGCGCCGAACAAGGAGGGCGAUAUCGCGGACCCGACGGUCGACGAGAGCGGCGUGGCGGACGACGCGACGACCGCGGGCAUGAGCUCGCCGCACGUGUCGACGUUCGGGGAUGGUAAUGGUAAUGGGGCGCCGAGCAAGGAGGGGAAGGAGGGUGGGCGGCCGAGGCGGCCGACGAGGGGUGCGGAGCCGUUCGAGAAGUGGGAGAGGGAUGAGAUGGAGAGGUUGCUUGGGGAGCUGAAUGGGCAUCUUGUGUUUUACCCGACCCGGUUCCUCGAGGCGGAAGAUGCGGCCAACAACUUCUUGUUCAAUGCCGACAGGCUUCUCCCUCUUCCGAUCUACGACUAAUCACGAUCUUUUUGCUGUGAAGUAGCGUUCGAUACCAUCCGGACUCUCAGUAUAUACGAGCCUUAUUGUGGGACACUAAUAUACCAGUCGCUAUCGUAAUUCUUUUUUGUACAGUACAGACAGUCCUGACUUGAGCCACCACGAGUUUGGCGCCUUGAGCCUC